UAUCAGAUUUGCACCCUCCCUACUUGCCUCUUCUCUUCUCACCAUAUCCAAAAAACGCGUAAGAUUCAUGAUUCAACAUUUCACAACAUCUCCAUAAUUGAACAUCGACCUACUUCCUUCCUAGUAGCGGUUGCAUGGAUACUUUCUAGCAUGGCACGGAUCCCCAAAUCCUUCUACCCCUGCCUAAACUCAUCAUCAUCUUCUCUCAUUGGUCCACUUUUGGAUUCCAGAUUCACACAUCGAACAUUUCAACUCAAACUUCACUAAGGGUCUAAUAAGGGAGAGAAGUCAGAAAAGUCAAUCUUUAAUCUUCUCUCCCCUUUCCGCUUGUUUAACUGCACCAAGCCCAACCUGGGGCAUUAUGGAUGCAGUCACAAAACCUUUGAUUUCCCUCAUUCGACAAUUUAUUUCUCAAUACAGAUAUUACACUUGUUCUUUUCAUCUCCUUUUCAUUAAAUAUACUUUCUCUACAGAGAAUCUUUCGUAUCUUUGACUUACAUAAUUCACCUUCACUCCUUCUAUCCAACUCUCAAUAUCCAAAGCUUAAAAUUCGGAAAUAGCUCUCUGCAAUUUACGAACUGUCAAGCUAUCCAUUCACUUCUUCAUGGCUUUCCGUUGAGAUAAGCCUUUCAAGUUGCGUCCAGCAAUUAUCUCACGCAAAUCUUCCAUCGAUACGCGCACGAACACUCUCUAACCAACCAACAUAUUCACCUACAACAUGGCAAAAAGGAAUUGGACAAAAUCAUGCUGUGGAGUCUUGAACAGCAUUCUAGCAGCGCUGGCAUUGUAUGGGACUCUAUACCUAGCAGUACUCAUCUUCGAAAGAGGUGCUCUUCCAAAAUCGCCAUCUGAACUCUACAAGAAACCCUCUCAUGGAUCGUCUUCUGAACAUGGUUCUGCACCUGUGCCCCCUCCACCCGCAACACUACAUAUCGAAAAGAUCAAUCCACAUGCAAAUUGGUUCAACAGACCAGAGAGUUUGGUUACUCCAAAGGAUGACUAUUUGGGAAAACGACCACACAUCGAUACGGUUGCGAACCUAACAAAAUUAGUGGAAGAAUGCAGAGGAUCAUACAACAAAUUUGAGAAAAUGCCAUAUGUUUUCGACUGUUUAAAUUAUAUGAAUGAGGGCGAGAAGGAAUAUUAUUACAUGCCAGCACAAGGAGAACGAGCAAGCGAGCAGCCCCCCAAGUUGGCCGAGUAUCUCAAUUCAGAUGGUCGGGAUAACUCCUUGGCUCAGUACCCAUCGCAGAAAGCUUACUCAAAGUCAUCAUCUGGUCAAUGUAAUGGGCCAAUUGUACCAUAUCACACUUACUGGACUGGCCCUGCGACUUGGAGAGUGGAGCUUUUUAUAAAAAGCUACUUUUACACGCAAAAUCUUCCUUGCUCAAGGUUAUUCAUAUGGCUAGAUGGAGACAGGGACCCAAAUGCAAUCGACAAGUUUAUGACCCGGGACCCUCUCUUCGAAAAGUUUGUUCCAUUCGUCGAAAGGGGGGACAUAACUCUGAAAUUGUGGAACUUUCCCUCAAGAAUACCGCUACCACCUGGAGAUAACACGGAUGGACGUGGAUAUUACAAAAAUCCAGGAAAGCCCAACGCAAAAGGCGAGGUUCUGGUAGCAGAUGGACUUAUCCGAGAUUCAAACGAUCAGGAAUGGUUGAUAUUGACAGAGAAGCAAAUGACAUUCUUGCCGGUUGCAGUUUCAGAUGCCAUGAGAUUUGUUGUUUUGCACAUAUAUGGAGGAUCUUAUUAUGAUAUGGAUGUUAUCAUGCUACGAGAUAUGCGACCGUUACUCAUUGGGGAUGAACAUUCAUUUGCAGAACGUUGGGGAGGGCAUUCCAGUCCUGGUGACUAUAACACUGCGGUGAUGUCUCUAACGGCCAAUUCUUCUUUGUCCUCUUAUCUUCUACGAGGUGGCGUGAGAAUGGGAUUAAACUUUCAUCCUCGAAUCAUUGGUGUUAUGGCUGUAAAGGAUGGUCGAAAUCAAGAAUUCAACAUGUUGGAGACAGCCGCUUUCGACCCGAUCUGGACUGAAUUCAACUGGGAUAGGUUAGGAAGAUGUACAGUUCCAUGUAUCAAAGAUUACGGACAAGUGUUUAAAGGAAAGAAUGCUUUCCCAAAUCAUGAUGAAUGGGAAAGCUAUGAUGGAACACAACUGAAGCUAGCCUCGGAGACCACAUCAAAACAUGUCUGGGAAAUGAGGUCCAUUGAGGAAGCAGAAGUUGAGAAGCGUGAAGUUGCAACCGAACGAGCAACAACGGGAAAUGGUCUCGAAAUGGUGACUGUUGAUCGAGCAGCAUUAAGCAAAGCCGAGUACAAAUUGGAAGAGGACAAAUAUCCACCUACAAAUCGAACCCUGGAGAAUUUCUUCCGAGGCGCAUGGACAUAUCAUAUUCACAACCAGUGGCGCAAAAAUCCUGAACCAUCAUCAUGGCUUAAUGUCAUUCAAAGAGCGCAAGAUGGUUUCUUCUCUGGUUCACGUACCAAUCCAUACGGCGAGACAUGGCAAGGUCUUGAAUUACCUGCAUACGAAAUAUCUUGGGAAUACGCAUAAACUACCCGACAUGGAUAUUCCAUGAAUAUCAACACCCAAGAUGGGUUCUUCAACGCCAUCUUAUGAACAACACAGUAAAUGUGUGUAUGAAGUCAAUGUUAAAAAUAAAAUAAAGCAUUUAAUUGGUGGGCGCAUACACAUAUACUCGGAUUUGAGUAAUGGUACAUAUAUACACGGGGCAAGGGCAUACAAUUGUGCAUAGCGGGCGUUUGAUGUAUUCGUACAUUCGUUUUUGGAUCUUUUUUACUCCAUGGAUCGGGGUACGGCAAUGGAGUUUACAUAUGGAGUUAUCACAUGGAGACGUACAUAUAUAGAAAAUAUAUGAGACAGGUUGGGAUUCAGCAAUGCUGUGGGAAUUUAGCAGUAGGGAGAAGAACGGGUGGCGAUUUGUAUCUACUGGCUACCUAUCUCGCAUUGUAUCAUAUGUAAGGGGUUGAAUGGAUUGAGAUGGGAUGGGGUGUUACUUGAACAUUGCGGGUAGAAUUUUUGAAGAAGUUAUAUACCCUUGAGUAUCUUGUAGGAAAUAUUAAGACAUAUGCAAAUGAAAUGAGAACAGAAACCAAAUGGUAU
Botrytis byssoidea is the source of this 3124-nucleotide messenger RNA. RefSeq lists its product as uncharacterized. The transcript is spliced from 3 exons. NCBI's taxonomy places the organism in Eukaryota, Fungi, Ascomycota, Leotiomycetes, Helotiales, Sclerotiniaceae. The record is from RefSeq and is a predicted model, not a curated record. Bases 719 to 2554 code for a protein of 611 amino acids.